This is a messenger RNA of Bursaphelenchus xylophilus (pine wood nematode), 5810 nucleotides long. The record is from the annotation of a GenBank genome assembly. NCBI's taxonomy places the organism in Eukaryota, Metazoa, Nematoda, Chromadorea, Rhabditida, Aphelenchoididae.
AUGUUCGUUUUACUUUUGAUUUUUUUUCUUCUCUAUCUUGUAAAAAGUGACAAUUUUGUGCAACAAAGUAAGAGUUCAUUAUAAAAGUAAUGUGAUGUUUCAAAAUAAUUUGUCAUCACAGGAUUCAAAUGUUAUGAUGGGAGAGAUGGCUCUGGCACUGGUUGUUGGAUCAUCCCUAAUGAAUGUUACACCACUGAUCAGACUUGUCUGAGCGCUCUGAGUUGGGUGGUCGAGUCUUCUUACAUUACUUUUACCUUCGCAGUUUACAAUGACGAUCUGCACAAGUAUUUGAAUACUUAUGGUGGAUAUUACGUGGCCUUGGGCCUGUCUUUGGAUGAGACUAUGGUAAUUGUUUACAGCCUAAGAGUAUCACUGUUUUAGGGAGCUGACACGGUAAUCGUUUGCGUGACGAACGCCAUGGGAAACAGUACGGUUUAUCUCUCCUGGAAUGAUGGAACUCACAAUUAUCGAUUAUAUAAGGUAAUCAUAAUUUGUUCUUCUUUAGUCGUCACUUCCCUUUAGGAAUCUGAUUUAUUAAUUUCCCAAGCUGAAGUCAGUGCCGCAGGCAAAAUAACUUGUCAAUGGAGGUGGAACCUGGAUGCCUACAAUCAACUCCCGGCUGAUUCUCUUUCCAAAAUCUAUAAUUUAUCUGACAAUAGUAUCGAAUACCAUUUUUUGUUGGCCAGGGGAUCAGCUGAUGCUUACAGUAAGCACCUUAAUUAAAUUAAUAUAUUUUUGUCACCUUAGCCUACAACAUCCACAUGCAUUCAAUUUCCCCGGGGAAUCUGUAUCCAUUUAUCAGCACAGAGACUACAACUUUUUGCAGUCCGAGUUGUUCCCAGCCCUCUUAUGAUUGGUUGACGGACUUUAAACAAGACCAAUCAUUCAGUCAACUGACCAAACAAAAAUUUAUUCUGACCCAUCUGAUCUUGAUGUUGAUUUUACUAUUUGUUUUAUUCCCGACCAGUAUUAUGAUUGCCAGAUUUGGGAAGGAUUAUUUGAAUAGAUGUUGCCAUCAAUUUGUCUGGUUUCAGGUAAUCAUUUUUUGAAAUUUGUUACAGUAUGCUUUCAGUUACAUCGCUUGAUCAAUAGCCUCGGAUUUUGCUGUUUAUCAGUGGCCAUUUUCUUGAUUUUUUAUCAAUCGGAUCGGAAUACAUUUAAAUGCACAGAGAUGUGUGAGAUCUAUGUGAGUUUACAACAUAAGUGUCUUACCCCGACAAUUCGGGUUGACGACAUUUCUGGUCAACACAGACUGAGGGACACCUUUAGUAAGAGCAUGGCUGCAAUCCAGUCCGGCUCAAAGAAAAAUUUAUAUUCACUAGAUAAUGGUAGAUAAUGAAAAGGAAAUGUUUAAGGACGUUUGUGCAAAAGGUAAGGGAGAAUAAUUGAAAAUUCUAAUGUAUGAAGCUUUCAAACGCAAGCUAACAAGGGAAGUACCCCAAGUGCGACGCUCAGAUUUUCUUUAAAUUUUGCACACACGUCGGGUAUGGACUAAAUAUCAAUUCCUGAAAGUUUUAGCUCGCGCUUUGCAAGCGCCGCCGAGAUAUUGAACGAUUUUUGCCGCCGAGAGAGCUCGCUAAACGUGGAGAGCGGUCAGAGGAAAAACCGCUUUUUGGCCAUAACUUUGGCAGUUUCGUGCGGAAAAAUUGAUUUUUUGCGGAAACAUUACCCUCUAUGGUUGUGUCGAACAGUGCACCUGAAACAAACAGUGCACCUGGCUGAACGGGGCACCUGAGCGAACGGUGCACCUGACACAUUUUGAACUGUGCACCUGGGCGAACGGUGCACCUGUGUGAACAGUGCACCUGGGCGAACUUCGGGACUGGGAAAAAGGAUUUUUUUGGAAAAUUUUAAUAAAAUUUGAAAUGUUUUCGCUUCGGGACUGGGAAAAAGGAUUUUUCAUGAACAAUUGAACAAAAAUUGAAAGGUUUUCGCUUCGGGACAGGGAAAAGGGAGUUUUUUGGAAAAUUUUAAUAAAAUUUGAAAGGUUUUCGCUUCAGGACAGGGAAAAAGGAUUUUUUGGAAAAUUUUAGUAAAAUUUUCAAAGGUUUUCGCUUCGGGACUGGGAAAAAGGAUUUUUUUUUGGAAAAUUUUAAUAAAAUUUGAAAUGUUUUCGCUUCGGGAUAAACAUGGCAAGGGUAGAUCAAGGCAAAUUCUUUUGACGGAUUUUUUUUAUAUGACAAAUGGGGAUCAAGGUAAGCCGUUUUUACUGAUUUCUUUGUUUGUGAAAAGCUAGAUAUGAAAGGGGAGAUCAAGGCAACUUGUUCUGAGUAAUUUUUCGUCUGUGAAAAAAAUGUUACUCCAAUAGGGCUGUUGCCGGUGCGCCACAAAAAUACGAACAGAACCUAGCAAGCCUAAAAAUAAUCAGAUGUAAGUGUAGUUCUUUCGUUUCUUACCGUUUUACUUUCACCAUGGGAAACACGAUGUUCCUUGCAAUCUCUUCAAUAUUUUUUUCGGAUCCACGAGUUAUGAUCUCAUCUCUGGCUACAUCAGAGGCUCGACGUUUUGGCAUUGCCUGAUUUGUCAAGAUUGGAAGGAUGUUUAGUCCCUGCUUUUCAAGAUCAGGCGCUAUUAACUCAAUGAAUUUGUUGAGCGUUGUACUUGAGCUUAAAACACGAUUUCUAACUCGGUGAAUUAGCCGUGGAUAUAGGAAAUCUUCGAUUUUGAGAUUUACAGCUGGAUAUGACCGCACUCAUCAUAUAAGUGUGUCCCUGAAGUCUUUUGCCCUAAUUCUCCCGUUAACCUAGUUUUAUUUACAAUUUAAGCAAUUUACAGUAACGUCAAAUAACUCAAAAUUGAGAAGACACAGAGGCGUAACACUGUUACCAUGUAUGUUUUUGGGUACUGGGAAUCCAACGGAGGCGGUUUUGGGUCGAAACGAUUACUGUAACAUAGCAAACUUGAGCUUCGGCCGCACAAAAUCGGCCGUAAAAAAGUUGUUUCUGAAAACCCACAGCUGAAUUUUUGAUAUGUUGAUCAGCAUAAAAUUCUGCCCUAGAAACAUUAAAAAAAAGUCCAAAAAUGCGGGGGGCUAUUUUCGUGGUAUAGUGGAUUUUGACAAAAACUACCAAUCUGACGGCCCGAGUUCGAGUCCGGGUGGACGCAAAUCGCUUAGAAUUGGUCGGGAAUGACUUUAAAGGUGAGGAUAUGGAAGAGUGAAUUUAUUUCAGGUGAUUUUGAUAACAUUCUGGCAAUUUUCGGAUUUUUUGGUGGAAAAAAGGCGAAAAUACAACUUUUUAACAAAUCGUAUUUUACACGGCUGUUUUGCGUUCAUGACAGAAUAAGAACUUAUAUUUAAUCGUUUGAAGAGUUUUUUUGGCAAUUAAACUCAUCUGAAAAAAGUGUGAAAUAUGGUCAUAAAACAGUGAAUUACGUUGUUAUUAGCCAAAUGUCGUUACUACUGAUGCCUGCAAGAGGCAAAAUUAACAGAUUCCUAGUAUAACAUCUAAAUACUCAGAAAAUGGUUUCUACUUGUUGGAGACACCUUAAAAACACUACAUAUAAGUUCUUAUUCUGUCAUGAACGCAAAACAGCCGUGUAAAAUACGAUUUGUUAAAAAGUUGUAUUUUCGCCUUUUUUCCACCAAAAAAUCCGAAAAUUGCCAGAAUGUUAUCAAAAUCACCUGAAAUAAAUUCACUCUUCCAUAUCCUCGCCUUUAAAGUCAUUCCCGACCAAUUCUAAGCGAUUUGCGUCCACCCGGACUCGAACUCGGGCCGUCAGAUUGGUAGUUUUUGUCAAAAUCCACUAUACCACGAAAAUAGCCCCCCGCAUUUUUGGACUUUUUUUUAAUGUUUCUAGGGCAGAAUUUUAUGCUGAUCAACAUAUCAAAAAUUCAGCUGUGGGUUUUCAGAAACAACUUUUUUACGGCCGAUUUUGUGCGGCCGAAGCUCAAGUUUGCUAUGUUACAGUAAUCGUUUCGACCCAAAACCGCCUCCGUUGGAUUCCCAGUACCCAAAAACAUACAUGGUAACAGUGUUACGCCUCUGUGUCUUCUCAAUUUUGAGUUAUUUGACGUUACUGUAAAUUGCUUAAAUUGUAAAUAAAACUAGGUUAACGGGAGAUUUAGGGCAAAGGCUUCAGGGACACAUUUAUAUGAUGGUCAUAUCCAGCUGUAAAUCUCAAAAUCGAAAAUUUCCUAUGUCCCGGCCUUGCACACGGCUGAUUCAGUGAGUCAGAAAUCGUGUUUUAAGAUGGCAUUCCAUCCAUUAUGCUGCCCCUCAUUUAUCUUUUUACAAACAAAAAAUUGUCAAAAAAAGCUUACCUUGAUCUCCCCUUGCCAUAUUUAGUUUUUCACAAUGAAAAAAAAUGAUAAAAACGGCUUACCUUGAUCCCCCCUUGUCAUAUUUAUCUUUUCACACACAAAAAAAUCAGUCAAAAAACUUGCUUUGAUCUCCAUUGUCAUAUUUACCUUUUCACAAAGAAAAAAUGGGUUUUUUCCUUUUUCGAAGGGAAAACUUUCCAAAUUCUUUUCAAUUAUACACAAAAAUUCCUUUUUCCCUGUCCCGAAGCGAAAACCUUUGAAAACUUUUAAAAAUUUUCCAAAAAAAUCCUUUUUUUCUGUCCCGAAGCGAAAACCUUUCAAAUUUUAUUAAAAUUUUCCAAAAAAAUCCUUUUUCCCUGUCCCGAAGCGAAAACCUUUCAAAUUUUAUUAAAAUUUUCCAAAAAAAAAUCUUUUUCCCAGUCCCGAAGCGAAAACCUUUCAAAACUUUUAAAAAAUUUCCAAAAAAAUCCUUUUUCCCUGUCCCGAAGCGAAAACCUUUCAAAUUUUAUUAAAAUUUUCCAAAAAAAAAUCUUUUUCCCAGUCCCGAAGCGAAAACCUUUCAAAACUUUUAAAAAAUUUCCAAAAAAAUCCUUUUUCCCUGUCCCGAAGCGAAAACCUUUCAGAUUUUUUAAAAAAUUUCCAAAAAAAUCAUUUUUCCCAGUCCCGAAGCGAAAACCUUUCAAAUUUUUUAAAAAAUUUUCAAAAAAAAAUCCUUUUUCGUUGUCCCGAAACGAAAACCUUUCAAAUUUUCUUCAAUAAUUUUCUUCAACAAUUUUUCAAGGUGCACCAUUCGCCUAGGUGCACUGUUCAAACAAUAAAAUGUCAGGUGGGUGCACCGUUCAGCCAGGUGCACAGUUCACCCAGGUGCGCCGUUCAGCCAGGUGCACAAUUCGUCAGGUGCACCGUUCGGACCGAAUCCGCUGUAAAGAUUACAAUGUAAAAAUAGCUAAAAAAAUAACUUUUAAUUUAGGCCUAUUUCCAACAACUCCACACAAUUUUGGGUACAAUAAUCGGCUCCCUGGUGAUCUCCCAGAUCGUGGCGGGUUACUGUAGACCCUCGGUGUCUGCCGUCUCUCGAAAAGCAUGGAACCUCUUGCACACAUUCACUGGUUAUAUUAUUUACAUUGGAUUCAGUAGGUUAAUUACUUUAUUCUUACUUAAAUAAUUGAAGGCGCGAAUGCUUUUAUUGGAGUACAGCUCCAGAAGAUCGGGUUGACUGAAUACUAUGGUAGAUUACCAGUUUAUAUUUUAAUUGUGGGCCUCUCAGUCACAAUUAUAAUGUUUAUUUGUUGUGAAUGGAUCGUUCAUUCCGAAAAAUUUUUGGCGCGAGAUCCCGAUCGGAUCGAAAGAUUUUAUAAUCCGGCUGAGGAACAGAGCGAUGAAAUCCCCGAACAAGUAAGAGGAAGCAUACUUUGAAAUUCCUUUUUAGAACAUCCCAAAAACUCCGAUGAUCCUCAUAUUAUUCAACUUGAUCACUGGAAUCAUGGUGGUCUUAUCUUUGACCAUAAUGGUCGUCAAGGCCUCCAGAUUAAAGGGUUUUAAUCUUUAA